AUGUCAAGUGCAGAGUCUUUAGCAGAAGAAACUGAUGUUGUUCAAAUUCUUCGACAAUGGGAAGAAGAACAUUUGACACCUACAUAUGACCCUAUACCAACACUUCAAAGACUGGCAGAAAUUAUAGAAUUGGAAACAGAAAAUUAUUUGAAAAUGGAUCCAGAUCCAUUUGAUGAAAGACAUCCAUCACGUACUGAUCCAGAGUGUAAUUUUGGGCAUAUAUUGAAAGUUUUAUUUAGAAAAGAUAACUUUAUGACCAAGCUUAUAAAUGAUUACUUGCGAGAUACUUACUGGUCUCGUGCGGGCGUCACAGGUCGUGAUGUUAGAAAACUGAAUAUUGCAGCUUGUCGUCUUAUGCUUGAUAUUCUUCCUGGGUUAGAAACUUCUGCAGUAUUUCAACCUGAUAUGGAAGGACUUAUUCAUCGCCUUUUUUCAUGGGCAGAAAAAAGUAUAGAGCCUUUGCAAAGUUAUGCAACAGGUCUUGUAGCUGCUGCUAUGGAAGUACAAGAGAUUGCUACAGGAUUUAGAGAACAAAAUGGAAAAAUGGUGCCUUUAAUGUUACAAAGGCUUCAUAAGUUACAGGAGAAGGCACAAGAAGAUAGACAACUCGCAGCUAAUAAUAGACCAUUUGCACAUUUUGGUGAAGAUAGGAAUAGUGGAGGAGAUGGAGAAAAUAAAGGUGUACCUGGGAAAAGAAAAGUCCGAGAAAAACGAAAAGAAAAUGGAGUUCUUAAAAGUCCCAAUCAUAGUGAUUGUUUUUCUGAGAAAGAAGAUGAUUAUCUUCAGUCUCCCGAUGACUCUGCUCCAUUACCUAAAAAGAAGAAAAAUGAUACAGAGUGUGAAACUCCCAUAAAGAACGAUGUCAUGUAUUUAGAAAUAAUGUCUCCACCUUUAUCAGUGCCAAAGAGCUUCAAUUCUAAUAAUCAAGUGACACCAUCCAAGGCACAAAGCACUCAUAGCAGACCAAUGAGUGCUUCUUCAGCGCGUUGCAAUCUGUCUAAGAACUCUACACCUCUGUCGCAGAGUUCUAGUUCUCCAUCUACUCUGUUGGAAGGAAAUUCUAAUUCGUCAUGGGCAGAGAUGGAGUCAUAUGUUAUUGGAAAUAUGCAAAUACAUCCUCCAACAUUAUCUACAAGACAGAUGUUAAUAUUGAGGUAUCUCACACCAAUGGGCGAAUAUCAAGAAUUCUUAGGUCAUGUAUUUGAACAAAAUGCUCUGGAACUAAUUCUUAAAUAUAUUAAUGUUAGAGAAACCAAGGAUAGUCGUCUAGCCUUUGAAGCUCUGAAAUAUUUAGCUUCUCUUCUCUGCCAUAAGAAAUUCUCUAUUGAGUUCCUCAAUGUUGGAGGUUUACAAAAACUAUUAGAUGUUCCAAGACCCAGUGUUGCAGCAACUGGUGUUUCUAUAUGUUUAUACUACUUAGCAUAUUGUGAAGAUGCAAUGGAAAGGGUGUGUCUGCUGCCAAAACAUGUUAUAUCAGAUCUUGUUACUUAUGCAUUGUGGCUCUUAGAACGAAGUCACGAUUCUGGGAGAUGCCAUGCAACAAUGUUUUUUGGUUUCUCCUUUCCAUUUAAAGUAAUAUUACAGGAAUUUGAUGCGCAAGAUGGGUUAAGAAAACUUUUCAAUGUGAUAUCCACAUUACCAAUCUUAAAUUUAGAAGAAGAACCAACAUUAAAUGAUGAUGAAGAGUGCGCUUCUAGACAGAUAGUUAGACAUGUUGCAGUAGCUUUAAAGCGGUAUAUGGAAGCCCACUUACAUCUAAAAGCAGAGCAAUUACAGAGAGCUGAAAAUGUUAGAGCCGAACGUGAUACAUUGCAACCAUCUUUACCUCCUUAUAAAGCUUGUAAAUUAAGUAGUGAAGAAGUACAAGCAAAGCUGGAAAUUCUUCAAGAACUAAUGUCUGUAAGAGCAGUAUGGCCACCCGUAGAAGAACUACAUCGUCUUGGAGGCAUAACACUUCUACUGCAAAUUAUUGCUUUCGCUAGAGAAUGGAAUUAUAGUGGCCGUGUUCACACAACUUCCAGUGCAGAAACAGUUCGUUCCUGUCUUGACGUAAUAGCCAUUUGUUCUGUCGUGCCAAAAGUAAUGCUUUUACUUUGUGAAAGAGUGGAUAUGCCAGACAUGUCGAUGACGAUGGCAAUCAAUUUACUUUUGGCUGCCGCAGAGUGUGAAAUUAUUGCUGAUGCUGAUGUGCAAAGAGCUGCACUGAGAGCUGUAAUUAAUUGUGUUUGUGCUCCAAUAAACAGGAUUGGUGGUAAUGUUGCUAGAUAUUCAGUAACAGGUUCUGCUAAAAAAAAAGCAAAUAUUAACAACAGUGAAGAAUUGAUUCAAAAAAUUUGGGAGAGUGUCAGAUCCAAUAAUGGAAUAAUGGUGUUGUUACAAUUGAUGAUGGUGAAAACUCCAAUCACAGAUGCAGAUAGCAUAAGAGCAUUAGCAUGUCGUGCUCUGGCAGGAUUAGCACGUAGUGAAAAGGUCAGACAAAUUAUUAGUAAACUUCCAAUGUUUACUGAUGGGCAAAUUCAGGCUCUAAUGAAAGAUCCUAUACUUCAAGAAAAAAGACAAGAACAUGUUAUGUUUCAAAAGUAUGCUUUAGAGCUAAUGGAAAGGGUGUCUGGAAAAGCGAAACCUACUGGAGCAGAAUAUGAAAUUUCUUUAGCUAGUCUACACAGAGCAAACGUGGUAGCGCAAACAAGAAUACAAUACAACGAACAACAGUUGAAUCAAUUAAUAUAUCAACAUUUAAUAUCAAAAGGUUUAACAGAAACAGCAACAACUCUUCAAAAAGAAGCAACUCUAGAUUCCUCAACGACAAUGAAACCUAUAAUAACAUAUCAUCCACUUACCUACCGCAAUCCAGUGACCACCGGACCUAGGAAUGGAUUUUCACCAGGAGCACCUGUUAAUUUAUACAAUACAAGUAGAUGUAAUCAAAGAGAAGUGGCUUCUCGGGCUAACACUACUCCCACUUCGUCAUCGAGAUUUAUAUCCCAUUCAGCUACUAGUUCAAGCUCAACAUCUCUGACGUCUGCAAAUAAUCUGCGCUUGAAACUUUCUGACUGUCCCAAUCAAAAUGCUGUUCCACCUAGCACAAAUCAGCCAAUUAAACUUCAAAUUACAACAAAAAAAAAUCAAGUUGAUAAACAGCCUCUAGUCAAUUCUAUGAAUUGUCAAUCUACUAUUCAAUCGACUACAUGCAGAUCAUUACAAAAACAAAUUUCAAGAGAUCCUGGAGGCGUCACAGCUGCUGGAGUUGCUACCUCUAAUCCAUCUACUAUAACAUUGGAUUCUAUUAUUACAGAAUAUUUAACUAAUCAACAUGCACUGUGUAAAAAUCCUAUGGUUACUUGUCCACAAUUUAAUCUUUUUGAACCACAUAAGUGUCCAGAUCCUUGUACAAAGAAUUCAACACCAACAAAUGUAACUGUAAGACUGGCGAGAAGAGCAUUAGGUAUAGAUGGUAGAAGAUUGGAUAGAAGACAUAUUUAUAGUCGGUUUUGCCCUGUAAAAACUUUCAGGCCUACGGACGUUGGAAGUUUUACCUGUUGCAUUUUUUUGCCUUGUCAGGACUAUCUAAUGUUAGGUACUUACGCGGGGGACGUUAAAAUGGUCAAUGCACAUACAGGUUUAGAGGAAGCAACGUAUCCAUGUCACGAGUCUUAUGUUUAUCACAUGGAAUGUAACCAGCGCGGAAAUUUAUUAUUAUGUUCUACUGUAUGGAGAAGCCCUAUGUCCGCACUUUGGAGCAUAGGAACUUUCUUUGAUUUAAAAUUGUCUUUAGAAAAUGAAGAUUAUGUUGAAUUUGGAAAGCUCCAAGAUAGAAUUAUUGGAACUCAAGGUGAAAGUGCUACGAUUUAUGAUAUAGCAACUGGAAAACUAUUAACUACUCUUACACCUGCAAUUUCUAAUCAAUACACCAAAAAUCGAGCUACGUUCAGUAUGAAUGAUGAACUAGUUUUAAGUGAUGGAAUUCUGUGGGAUGUAAAUUCAGGAAAAGAAAUUCACAAAUUUGAUAAAUUAAAUCAAACACUUAACGGAGUUUUCCAUCCUAAUGGUACAGAGGUGGUAUCAAAUACAGAAGUUUGGGAUUUAAGAACUUUCCAUUUAUUGAAAACAGUGCCAACACUUGAUCAAAUGGAAGUAAUAUUUUCACCAGUUAAUAAUAUUAUAUAUGCAGUACCUUUGGAUCAAGAAAAUAGAGACGAAUCACAUUAUGUUACUUCAUUUAAAACAUUAGAUGCUUUGGAUUACAGUAAUGUUGCGACUUGCGACGUCAAAAGAGGGAUUUACGGACUGGCUUGUAAUAAAUUCGACACACAAAUAGCCAUAGUUGAAAAUCAGGGUGAAUUUGAUAGUAUCCAAGAAUCUUGCGUUAGGUUGUACGAUGUCGGUAGAAGGAGAGAUGAUGAGGAUGAAGCUGAUGAAGACGAUGAUGAAGAUGAUCUUGAUGCAAGCGAAGAUGAUGGCUCAAAUUCUGGCUCUGAUGAUAAUAAUGCUAAUGACGCAGACAAUCCAGAUGCUGGUGCGGAAGAGAAUGGUGAUGAAAAUGAGCGUAACGAUCGUGAAAACAAUGAUGAUGAUGACGACGACGACGACGAUGACGCAGCCGACGGCGAUGAUUCCGGGGAAGAUCUGACGGAUUAUAGUCGGUCACCAGAUUUUCCAGAGUUUUCUCUUUCUGACGUUGAUGUCGAUGAUUUCGAAAUUCUUUUUUCAUAAAAAUCCUAAAAAUAGGAUCAAAGAUUAUGAAUUUCUGUUUUAAGCAGUACCAAUCAUUAUUAAAAAGAUUUUAUUUCACUGUAGGUCAAUCGUGAAGUUGAAAUAUGUUUUAUAAUUAAAUAAUGGGGAUUCUAUUAUCAAUUACGAAUUGGCGAAUUGAAAAUAUGAAUGUAAAGCAAAGAUAAGAUAAAAAUAAUAUAAAUAAUUAACUAGUAAGAAGUGCUACAAAUUUGGUCAUUUUAUUUAAUAAUUGAAGGAUUGAAUAAUCACAGUUUUAGUUUCUAUUCAUUUUUAUAUUGUAAGAUUUUAAUUGCAGGAAAAGUAAUUUUUAAUGAAAUAUAUAAAUUUACUGUGUAAUUUUGUAUCAACUUUGUCAUGUAAACUGUAUUGUUCAUUUCGCCAAUAUUAGAAUUUUUUAACGAUUCGUCAAUUAUUAAAAGUUAUAAAGAUUGACCACUAAAAUGAAACUACAAUCAACUUACUCAGCAAAAUGCUAAAUUUUAAAACGAUUGGUUGCUAAUGUAAUUCUGAAUUCUGAACGGACUUCCCGCUCGUCGAUUUAAAUGUACAUAUAUUAUUUAAGGUAUUUGUUGUUCAAUGAACAAGUAUCAUAUAUUCACUAUUAAAAAGCUGAUUCUCAAUAAGAGAUUUUCUUCAUCUUCAAGAUACUCACAAGAAGUUAUAUCGAUCGGAUUGAUCAUGUUGAAAAAUCAUUGAAAUCGAAGUUCGAUUAUUUGAAACCUUAAUGAAUUACAACAGUACAUUUUUGAAAUUUUUUGAAUAUAUUCUUAUGUAUAUGAAAUAAUAUGUACGGGAGAGAGAAAUUGAGGGAAGGAAAAGUGAGAGAGAGAAGGAUGGGUGGACGGGAGGAAAACAGACAGGAAAGAGGCGUAUGUGUAUGCGUGUGCGUGUAUGCGUGUGCGAGUAAGAGAGAUUGUAAAAAGUUGAUUUAAUCCUGUCGUUUGUUAUCAAUAAUAAAAAAUCGUGAAUUUGUAUAGACUUGCUCUAAUAAAAUAGAACCGCGCUUUAUGAAAAAGUUUCA
Messenger RNA from Megalopta genalis, 5755 nucleotides. Lineage: Eukaryota; Metazoa; Arthropoda; Insecta; Hymenoptera; Halictidae. The record is from RefSeq and is a predicted model, not a curated record.